Molecule: messenger RNA, 3856 nt
Organism: Arvicanthis niloticus (Nile rat)
Lineage: Eukaryota; Metazoa; Chordata; Mammalia; Rodentia; Muridae
Source: RefSeq, a predicted model, not a curated record
GCCUGACCUGGACCGCAAGCUGAAUUGGACUAUCUUGGGCACGGAGGACGGAAGGCUGAGGGCUACAGCCCGUGGUUCACGGAUUCCAGGCUCAGGACCUUGGUGUGGCCCUGCCCCAUGGAGGCCACAGGGCCCUGGGCCUGGGCCCCUGCCACCGGAACUCUUCUUCCUGACCUGGCCUGACUCUGUCUCCCGGGGAGUGUGCGUUCAGGGGAAAGAAAGGGAGCCCUGCCUUGGAGUCCGGGGGUCUAACUAUACACAGUCAGCAACUCCAGCCACUUCACCGCGUUUCCCAACAGCUUUGAGAUUUGGAGACCUGCAGCCUGACUGCUUUCUCAGAAGAUAUGAUCCACUACCUCAGCCAUUUUGUUGGAGCUGAACUGGCAGAUGAAGGUGAAACCCAAGCACCAUGGACCUCCUGGUUUCCUCUGGAAUGAAGGGCAUCGCUGUCUUCCUUGUCUUCAUCUUCUGCUGGACAACCUCCACCCUCAGCAGCUUCUGGCAGUUCCAGAGGAUGGUCAAACACACCACAGGACGCAGCGCCUUCUUCUCCUAUUAUGGAUACGGCUGCUACUGUGGGCUUGGAGGCAGAGGGACCCCUGUGGACGCCACAGACAGGUGCUGCUGGGCUCAUGACUGCUGCUACCACAAGCUUAAGGAAUAUGGCUGCCAGCCCAUCUUGAAUGCCUACCAGUUCACCAUUGUCAACGGGACUGUGACCUGUGGAUGCACCAUGGGUGGCAGCUGCUUUUGCGGGCAGAAGGCCUGUGAGUGUGACAAACAGUCUGUGUACUGCUUCAAGGAGAACCUGGCAACCUAUGAGAAAGCCUUCAAGCAGCUCUUCCCCACCAGGCCCCAGUGUGGCACGGACAAACUCCAGUGUUAGGGAAGCCACCAUUGUCCCUCUGUCACCUGCUCUAGUCCAAGGCCCUUCUGAAAACCCCUCUCCCUCCAAGAGUUCCCAGGCUCUUGCAUUGCUGUCUGGGGAGUGUCUUCUCAGUCACUAGGGGACUGGAGGUGGGGAAUUCCUGCCCUGGAAACAGACCUUAUCUGGCAAUUAAGUGAUACAUUCUGGCAGUAGGAAGCAAGGACACAAGGGAGCAGGGGUGGGGGACAUCCUGCAAUCCCAGCAAUUGAGAGGUGGAGGCAGGAGAGGCAGGAGGUUGGGGCAGCCUCCACUAUACGGUAAGUUCAAGACUAGCCUGAGCUACCUGAGACCCUUCCUGGAAAAGAAUUUAAAUUUUUUUUUAAAAGGAAAAGAAAACAGAGGGACACGGGGAUUAGACUGAAAGGUGUUCUCAAACCCUUUUCCCCAUAGAGCAUAAAGCCCCAGGAUCCAGCCUAAACUCUCCUAUACUCUCAAUCCAAGUCAGGAUAUGUGUCUGACUGGGGAAUGAGGUCCUCCACCCAGGUCUGGCUGGGAACUAAGCAGGUAUCCUAGAAAAGACAGUCCCAAGAGCCUUGCCUGGAGUCUAGUCCUCAUUUGCUCCAGGUCUGACCUCUGUAAACCUUCCAGCAGGAAGCAGCCUGUUCCUGUCUCAGGAGGUGGGGCACUAUUAGAACAAUGGUGUGCACCAGUGCCACAAAGAUGUCAUGGUUAAGAUGGCAUCAAGAAAUGGAAAGAGGACGUUCGAAACAGUGGGUUCAAGGCACCCAAAGUACUCACCCCAAUUUAGAAGCCUUUGGUCCUGUAAGACUUAAAUCUAGUAAACAAGGAAGGUCUAAUUGGGCUGGAGUCUGAAGUUGAUGGUGCCAGGCAGGAGUGGUGGGUGGCAGGCAUGGAUGUGACCAUGCUUGCCUUUCUGCAUGGUGACACUUGCCUUUCCAGCCCUAGCACACAGCACAUCUGAAAAGGGCAGAGUCCCUGUUGCAUCCCUUGAAUCUGAGACUCUGCUUGCUAAUAUAGCAAAAGCAGGAGUCUAAAGUGCAGGCUUCAGCCUCUGAGGUCCAGGGCAGGUCUGUUGUCAAGACCCCUGAAUCCACCAGGAGGAAGCCUUGGGCUCAGCCUCCUGCAUGAUGAGAGCUUGUUGGGUCAACAGUAUCGGCAAAUCACUGGGCUCAGAGGCUUUGCAAGCGUGGAAGAGCCCAGCCGAGCCCAGGAUGAGUGGCAGCACACAGAAGCACGAGCCACAUACAGGAAGCUGCCUCUCGGUGAUGCUUUAGGGUGGCUGGUUACACAGCUGUUGGGUUCAGAGUGGAAGCUGAGAACACUCACUUCAGAUACAGAAGCUUAAAAUGGAAGCUUUGUCUUCUGAGCGCUCAGCACCAGUCCCCAAAGGGAGCAUAUAUGGCAUUUAUUUUGGAUCGGAACACAAAGUGAGGGGCAGCAGGGGGACUGUUGCACAGCAAGGACAUUAACAACGUUGGUGCCUGGGCCUUGUCCUGGUUUCAGGAUCCUUGAGUCAGCUUUGGCAGUCAGGUCCCCUCCUGGACUCUGGCUCAGAAUUUAGAAUGAUAAGGGAAAAAAGGAGUGGGCAAGCUGCACACAGUCAUUAAGUCAAGACAGGCAGCACAUUUAGGACUUGAGUGUCUUAGCUUAGAUAGCAGGAUAACAGCAUCUUCCCUCUUUGCAUCCCUUACUUUGCAUUCCUGAGAUGGCUGGACUCAGAACACUGCCUAACAAGCUGUUGACACUGGUCUUUAUUCAUAGAUACUACCAGGUUCUCAGCUCUUGGGCCAGACUUGGAGGCCAUGGGGAUGUGGUCAUUUGCCCCGUCCCCUUGCCCCAGGAGGAAUUGGGGAAAUGAUUGGAUUUGUAUAGUGGAAGAGAACACAUGGGGCUCCCUUCACUUAGUAGGUCAGCCAACAUGUGUGAAUUGAGCCCAUACUGUGUGUCAUGUGCAUCGCUGAGCAACAAGGAUUCGGAGAUUUAAAGAACACACACAUACUUCAGGUUUGAGAAUUUUGAAUUUCAGGGAGAACUCUAGCGCCAUGGCAGCUUCUACCAGUGCCAGAGGCUAGCCCUGACAGAGAAAGCCAAGCACAUGGAGACAGUAGGGUCAGCAGAGGGCCUGGGAGUCAGGGCCAUGAGCUCUACCCAGCUCAAACCACAUAGUCAUCUUUAUUCCCCAGCCUAUCCAUGUACAGCAAGUACACAUGGGGGCGGGGCCAGGGAGCCAGGAAUCUGAGAUCUAGGAACAUCAGGGGGCUCAGGCAUACCUACCAAUGUGGCUAGGUUAAGGUAGAGCAUGUCACCUUCUGGAGUGUCCUGUCAUAUCAGAGACUGGUUCCAACCUGAAAAGAUGUCUGAGUGACAGCUGUGGUGGGAGAAGAGGAGCCAGGAUGACACUCUGCACAAAGGGCUGGGUUACUGUGUGAGAUGCAGGUCUCUUCUGCCGCUGGGGUCAGCUUCUACACUGGAAAUAGACGGGAUACAGUAUGCAGGGUGGUGUGAGUCCCAGCCGGGAAUCUGAAGAGAAAGUGUUAGGACUGUAAAAGAAUGUGUUGCUGCUUGCAGGAAAUCAUCGAUUUCUUGGAAGGGCAGCCAUUCAUCUACACCAGGGACUGACUUUGUGCCAGGCCUGAGAUGAGGGUAGAGAAGUAGAAAUUCUGUCCACUCCAAAGAGCAGUCAGCCUGGGGAGGAAGGACACAAGGACCAAAUAGCUUGGAAGGUGCUGAGGUAGGUGGCUGCUUAGGGAGCAAUGGCCACUGUCUGGGAAGAAGGCUCCUUCAAGGAAUGUAGGGACGUGGAGCCCCACCUCCACCCCCAGGUAAAUGGAUGAAGGAUAAUACGGGGGAGAGGGGUGUCAGAUUCUUCUCAAAUCCCACCUUCAAGCUGCUGGCACGGCCGAUUGUGUAUUUACAAAAUACUCGAGCGAAAUGACUACAUGCAAAUAAAAUACAAAAUGAGAAGUC